Molecule: messenger RNA, 1098 nt
Organism: Coniophora puteana RWD-64-598 SS2
Lineage: Eukaryota; Fungi; Basidiomycota; Agaricomycetes; Boletales; Coniophoraceae
Exons: 15
Coding region: 1-1098 (365 amino acids)
Source: RefSeq, a predicted model, not a curated record
AUGACUCAGCUAUUGCGCUCGAUGCCGCCGCGGUUCUCUAACGUCCCGAUCGUCUUUUCGGAGCACCUCUUUGAGCGGUACAUCGCGGGCACAGCUGGGUAUACCGUUGUCGUGUAUGAUUUGUUCCUUACUUUGGACAAAGAGAUUGAAUACAUCUGGAAAGCGGAGUGGUCGCUUGUGAAAACACUAUAUCUGGUCAAUAAGUACGGCAACAUCGGGCUGCAGACUUAUUUCUGCAUCGAGAGGACUGGAGUCCUUUACCAGAGCGAGGAUACGAAGUUCUGUUGGAGAUACAAUAUUCUCGUCCUCGUGUCUAUAUGGCUUUCCACUGAGAGUCUACAUAUUCUGGUGCUCUUGCGAGCGUGGGUCAUCUGGGGCUGUCGCCGAAAAAUCUCCAUAGCUCUGAUUGGUCUUUAUUCCGCAUACAUGGGACUUGCCCUGACUGUCUGUCUAAUGUCUGCUCAAAAUCCCGUUUGGAACACGUCCAUGUACUUGGGUACGAUCGGAACAUGUGUCGGCUUCCUUUCUGAGGAGUCGUACGCCUUUUGGAUCGGAAGCCUGCUUCUUGACACAGGUGUUUUUCUCUGCACGAUGUGCAGUCUGCAUAGAUACGAGCAGGAUUGCCCGUACCGCACGCGUCUGAGGCGACACCUCGAGGUUUCAGCGCUGUUGCUUUAUGCUGCAUGUGUUCUCGAUAACGUAUUCGCUAUCAUGAUAUGGAAGUCGUGGGGAAAUAGCGACCGCUUGGAUCCUCGCUGGUUCCUGAACAUUACGCUUUCUGGACCAGUUCUCUCGAUUUCGGGCCAGAGGUUCGUUCGCGACCUUCGCUCGCUCAAAGGACAGAACCUCGGGCUAGCGUCGGCAAACUUCAGCGCUGAGAUCCGCCGGCAGCUUCAUGAGGUUGUGGGUGACACCGAGGACGAUAUGACUGAUGGUGCUGCCUGGGGAAGUUGGGCUCGCCAGCUUGCAGCCUGGUCGCUAGCACCAAUCAUGAAGGAACUAAACGAAUUGGCAUUCGUGCUGACACAGGGUAACGGUUUUGAAACACGAUUUGGCGUUACAUUGCGUCAACGCGCUUGCGUCGAUUUUUAUACAUAG